This is a messenger RNA of Parnassius mnemosyne (clouded apollo), 6320 nucleotides long. The record is from the annotation of a GenBank genome assembly. Lineage: Eukaryota; Metazoa; Arthropoda; Insecta; Lepidoptera; Papilionidae.
GAAUUAUAUCGGCGGCGUGCUAAAGUGAAAACUGUCACGAAUCCAGAAUAUUACACGACAUAUUUUUGGAAAUUGCCGUGAAUAUUAAUAAAUGUUAGUUUAACUUGUGUAAAUACUUCAGCGUAAAUUUGGCAAUUAAUAGUAUCUUUUUUAUCAUAAACGUCAAUUUGAAUCCGCAGUCUUGGAUAAAUACUACAAAAUGUUGGACGGUGGUGUGAUCCAUCCACACCCAGGGGUGGUCCAUGGUGGAGUACCCGGAGUUGUGCACGGCAUGCCGGUACAUGGUGCAGGACCGGACGGCGAGCAUGUGCCGCAUGGCCCGCGUCGUCGCUACCCGAAUCGCCCUAAGCCGCCCAACAACUUAGAACGCUUGCCAUUGGAUGAAGCCGCUAAAAGGGAAAUGGAGUCCCUCCCAACCAAAACUCCUGUAUCAGUCUUACAAGAACUAUUGGCUCGUCGUGGCACAGUGCCUAAAUAUGAGCUGGUACAAAUUGAGGGCAUGAUUCAUGAACCAACAUUCCGUUACAGAGUCACUGUUGCAGACUUAGUAGCAAUGGGAACAGGCCGCUCUAAGAAAGAAGCAAAACACUCUGCAGCCAAGGCUUUGCUUGAUAGGUUGACUGGUGCGGCUCCCGUUGAUCAAUCUGCUAAUGGCAAUGUGCCUGAAACGGGGACAGUAGUGUCACUGUUUGAAGAUAAGCUUAUGGGCAACCCUGUGGGUUGGCUACAAGAAUUAUGCAUGUCUCGCUUUUGGCCUCCACCUUCCUAUCAUGCAGAAAAUGAUGAUAAUGUGAAUAGACGUCUACCUCAUGAGCGCCAAUUCACGAUUGUUUGCACGUUGCUGAAACGCCGCGAAGUGGGUACUGGCAAGUCGAAGAAACUUGCAAAACGGCAAGCUGCAUACAAGAUGUGGCAAGCACUAAAGGAUAACCCACCCGAAGCCUUCCAAAACGAGGAAGAGGGCGGAGUUGCGGCCCGAUAUGCCGAUUUGAAAGAUAGUAAAAUCUCCACACUCACUACAAGCCACAGCCACAAGGUGUCGCAGUUUCACAAACAUCUCAAACAAUCAGUGGGCCCUAACCUGGCCAAGUUGCAGGUAACUCCACUGAACAAUAAGGACUUUAACUUUGUCCAGUUUCUACAAGAGAUAGCCUCGGAACAGUCCUUUGAAGUAACUUAUGUGGAUAUUGAAGAGAAAUCUAUGACGGGACGCUGCCAGUGUCUUGUACAGUUGUCUACAUUGCCUGUGGCCGUUUGCUAUGGAUCUGGUUCCACAAGCAAGGAUGCCCAGUCUUCGGCUGCUCAAAACGCACUAGAGUAUCUAAAAAUUAUGACAAAGAAGUGAAACAUCUCCUUCCCGCGACAUCAGUAUUCAUGCUUAGUGGCAAGCUAGGCUAUUGAUCGUGAUUCCAUUCCAGUCCCAGUGCAUGAUUUCAGUGUUAGUUUUAAAAAUAAGUUUGCCAUGUGCAGAAUACAUUGAGCAAAAGCGUAGAGUGCCACUGUAAUGGAUUGUAAUUGAUGUCGCCAGGUUUGAGUCUAAUGUAACUUCAUUACCACUUCCUAUUUGAAUUUGGCUGUAUGCCAACAUGCUGGCAUCACUUCGGGCUAUGCUAUAUAACUGGCAUAUUUGCAGUGUACUGACAAUGAGAUAUGUCAAUGAAAUAUAUACCUGACAGGCGUAUAUUGGAAACAUUUAAUUAUAAUAGUGCUUGUGGCGAUUUAUAUUGCAAUAAGCAUUUUCAUAUUUAUGAUAAGCUUUGGUGAUUUUAAUCAGUGGAGGCCGACAAUACUACAGCAUGCUCUGUUUAAAUAUUAGCAAUGAUGUGGAAUCCAAAGCAAGUUUUAUUUUAGUAAACUUUUAUUGGAUUUUAUUGAGUAUUCUCUACUCGCGUCGAAUACGAGUCAAAGUAUUUUUUAUUUAUACCAGUAGCUAAAUAAACUCGCUUGGCCGCUUGACUUACAUUUUGCAGGGUUUGCAAAAUGCUUGUGUACAUUUCACGACUCAAAAUUAUAUUUCCAUCUGGUCUUGAGGAAAUGUUUGCUGUUCCUCUCAAAGUAUUUGUCUUCAUUGCAGACAAUCUUCCGAACUCUCCCAUAAAAAGCAGCGCCUCGUUUACUAAUUUUGAAGCAGUCAGUGAGAUAACAAAUAACAAAAACAGAUAACAACAAAUUUAACAAUCAGAAUUAUCAAAACGAAGCACAUUGACAUCGACAAGAUGGCGUCCUCUUUGUUUUUUUUUUUUGGUGAAACGUUGCUGACAAUGAAAAUAGAAAAGAAAAUCAGUUUUAAAUUACUUUUAAAACUAAUUAUGACUUAAAAGAUUCAUAGUACAAAGACAAGCCUCUGUCACUCUUGCUACCUGCGUGAAAUAAUUAUCUACAAUUUCGAGGUGUCCCGUCUACAUAGGCAGUUGGAGCUAGCGCGUUCUAGGCGAUUGAACGUUAAAUUUUCUUAAUGCUGUUUACGUAAAUAGUUUUUUUUUUGUAAAUACCUGUAGAAAUGGCGAAACAAUAUUAAGUAAUUAAACUACAGAAGUAAGUAGAAUGAUCAUAUUGCUGUUAGGAAUCGUAUUUCGGGUUUAUAUAUUGUUUCCACUACCUACCUUUUCUUCUGAGGCAGGCAUCGCGAUUCACGACGAAUGGCCUUGCAAGUUGCGUCCGUUGGGCAUCACAGAACUCGCAUAGUAGCGAAAAUGUGGUCAGGCGAUCAUAGUCAGAAUAGGUACCUUAUCUAACUAACCAUUUCGCAAUAUAUUUUUUUUUUACUCUUUAUUGACAGCCCUUAGUAACCACGGAAAAUCUGUCGUGACGUAGGAAGGGGAGAAGAUGCAAAAUAAUACGGACACUGGCGCGCAGCGACAUAGAUUUAUUUGGCUUGCGUGUGCGAUUUAUCUAAUUAAUAAUAAAAUUAAUAAUGUACACGCCCCUAGUUGCCCCUUUGUAGGGGCAACUCGAUUGUCCCGGGGCCCAUCAGCGGAAGUCGCGACGGACAACCAACGGAGGGGCCCAAUGGCCUAUGGAUAAAUGUUCAAAAACGGCUGACAAAUAAGCAAGCACUUGACCACAGGGUACCAGUCAGGUGAUAAGUGAGAUGUAUGUAAAGUGGUGUGCGAAAGUGUAUAUACAUGUAACCUGACGGUCCGAUGUAAUCGGAGAGAAGAUCCACAGGCGCUGCUGCUCCAAAUGUGCGCUCCCUCCAGUCGUAGUUCACCAAUUGAAAACUACUUCUUUUCACUAUUUCAGUUUAUCAACUUUAUUGUACAUUUAAUUAACUUCAAAGUCAACCAACGCAACGUUCAUCGAAAUUAAACCAAGUGGCACACGACACAAGUAACGAACAGUAGGUCAAAGUUCCCGGUUCACUCAGCACAGGAUUACAAAAACGGGAACGAACGCGGUCUCUUCUUGAGUCACAAAGUUCAGUGUUCUCCCGAACAAGCCAAAUUCUUUCGUACGAUAUAAAAUGCCACAAAGCAACUAGUCGAAUCAAAUUAACGUCAAUCAAAGUUAAGUUAAUAAUUCAAACCCAAUACAAGCCUCCCGUCACGAAACGUACAAUUCAGACAAAUCAAUUCGAGGCGGUCUACACGAGACCCAAUUCAAUAGUAAAUUAGGCGCGCACAAUUUACUCAAAUUCUAGACCGUCAAAAAAUCUAAACCGGCCACGCAACCAACCCAGCGGUCGCUAAAACAUACUAUACCAUGGCCCGCGCGUCGAGCUACUGUCGUGGCGUUCGACGCCUCGGCAAAACCAGUCCCGUUAAUCGCCACAUCAGGUGACCGGGCGUGUUACUAUGGACGCGAGCGCUCGUAAUGCAGUUUUAAAAAUUAACAUUUAGCGCAAACAAUAAUAGCCUACCUAAGACUGUUAUACCGUCGGCAAGCAGUCAACAUCAAAGGGGUGCAACUUUUGUACGUAGUAUUAUUAUUUAUUCUGUGCUAAGACUCAGAUAUAUAAAGGCGGGAAAUUAAUUUUCUUUGCUAACCUUACUUUUCAAGUGACAAUUGACAAAUCGUGGUCAUUCGAGGUCAUUGACGUUUCUAUUCUUAUUUGAAUCGCAUUGUAGAAAAGAUAUUGAUUUUUGAAAUUUGAUUACCUAUCACUCUUUUUACAUUUCACGGUAUUGCAGUUUGCAAAACUAAUUAAAAUAAGAUUCGAGUAAUACCACAAGCGUUCAAUAACAUUCCUCUGCAUUCUGCGGGCAACUCAACACCUUAACACCUUUCGAAUUAACCAGUCCUGCGCUGUGCGCCCUACACAUGUUGAAGAAAUGAGUUGGCGCAGCGCAUUGACACAUUAUGUCUAAUUCAUUGCUCAUCUUCUCAUACUUAGAGAAAAUCAGCAAAGGGGGAAUUAAAAAAAAUUACAGAAUUGACGCUAAAUAAGUGAAUUUUAAGAUUUAUAUAAAAAAAUUACAAGUCUUAGGAGGUUACUUAAGGUUAAAAACAAGCCCUGAAACCUAUAGAGAGACUAUUAUUAUUGUGUAUUUGGAUCAUUAAAUAAUUACACCAUGUGCUUUAAUAAUACGUUCUUGCCGCACGUGAUUACCUGAAGGUUUAUUCUACACGUUGGUGUUACUUAACUAUUUGUUGCCAAAAAAGUCCAGAAGAUCAUCGCACGGACUUAUUCUUAUGGGUUUCUAUUUCCCUUGUUAGUUAAAACUUAAGUAGAAAAAUAAUAAACAACAAAUAAGCAAGGCAAUAUAAAUCGAUAAAAUCAGGAAACACCUAAUAAAUUACACAACAUUGACAACAUUUUGCGUAAAAAAUCUUGUGGUUGUUUUUGCUGACUGUACAUCUAGCCUCCUUCCGAUUUUGUUACAUAGGCAGGCAUUAGCGGCUUAAAAUUAGUAAAAGCUUCGGUGUUUGCGGUUUUACUUGUGCCACCAUUAGUUUCUGUGCAGUUUAUACCUUUCCGAUUAUUCGGAAGACUUCGCCGUGGUAACGGCCUGGAGACUACCAUCAAAACAAAAGUGAAAUCGAUAUUCGCCUUUUAACAUUUCCCUGAAGGCUACCUAGCACAAACUUCGGGAAAUAAUGGCAUAUCUUUUGAAGGUAUAACUAGUAACACUUCACUAUUUCAGCACUAUUAUAAUUGUUUUGUGAUAACGCCUCAAUAAUUACUAAUUCAAUUUUUUUUUUGUACUGGUCAUUGCCAAUGUGCGAGUGAAUAGCAUAGCCCGUAAACUUCAAGAAACAAAGUAUGGAGUGGUCGUAUAACAAAAUACAAGCUAUACUUUGCAUAGAAUUAGUGUAAUUUUCCCAGCGUGGAAAUUACUCAAUAAAUAAUAAAAAUGUAAAAAAAAAUAUAAAAUAUUUAAAAAUGAAUAAAAAAAAUAUGUGUGGAUUAUUUCCAGUUUAAUAUUCAGCAUUAAUUAGCAUGUUUUGCAUUCAUAAUUAAACUAAAUUAUUAUCUACUUAUCCAAAUUUUAAAUCUUAGCUUUUAAUGUAUAUUUAUAAUGAUGGAAUAGCCAAUCGUAUUUUAGUUGAACAGUCACUUUCUUAUAAUACUUUUGUUUAGUCUGGUGUGUUAAGGAUUUUCUAACAUGCUGAGCAUUAAACGGAAACAAAAUUCUCAGCUGAUUUAGUCUUGUUGACGAACUGCCCGACCUUUGCUUUGUAACGAGCUCAGUGUUGUAGUCAAAUUUACAAAGUGCAAGGGUUGGAACUUGCAGGUGACAAAAGUAGCACUUGCGGAGUGGCAGGGUUGUAAAUUGUUUCAUUUGGAUUAAAGCCAGUGAAUACAUGGUUUUCUUUUGAAUACAUGAUGGAAAACUUUGCAGGGAAGCUGAGAACUACGCGUUAGAAUGGAAUAUAUUACUGGAAUUAAUGGUUGCGAAGUUAGGAUCCCUUGCCUGUGAAAAUGGGCAUUAUUUUAAUGCAAAGUAUAGAGGUUGUAACAUUUUCUACCUGUACAGUAUCGUCGUCUUGCUGUCGCUCGCCCGCAAUGACGAGGGUCCUGCACGCACCCAGUUUCUUUUAAAUUGAAUGGUGUGAGUUCAGCCUGCCCUUGUAAAACAUCGCACUGUUCAAGUUAGAAAAGACUAAUUGGAGUAAAGGAAUGGAGUUCUGUUCAACCAAGACCAACUAAAUAAAAUUAUAAUGUCCGACCAUCGAGACAUCGUAGCUCACAUAUUAUGUUUAUGUUUAGUCAGUCUUGGUUUUACUUAAAUAUAUUAUAAGAAAUACGUCGUCGUAGUUGACACUUUCAAUAUCGCUUUUUGCUAGUUGUAUAUUUAUAUUAUUUAAAAUGUAAUAAUAAAAGUUUUUGCUCGCAUUAUUUGUUUUCGCUCUUGCAUAAUAAAGUUUGGUGUUGCUUG